AAUAAAACAAAAACUUGGACCAACCCGUGGAUUUGGCCUACUUUUCUUUAUCAUGUUUUUAGUUUUUUGUUGCUACAGUUCCAUGCCCAUCACUUUGUGCAUAGCGUUGCAUCAGUAUCUGGCCUACCAUUUUUAUUUUUGAAGUUUUUGCUUAGUCUAGUACAUGCCCAUCACUUUGUGCUUAGUCUAGGACUUGGUUCCAAAGCUCCUUCGCGUUGACAGCAACCACCUCAUCAAGCUCACGACCUCCAGCCACAAGCAGCAGUUGCUGCUUUCCACCACCACCACCACCAAAUGAGACACUCUUCUUCUUCUUCCUUCUCAUCCCUCCUCUCCAUCUCCCAGCCUCGAAAGCCCAGCACUUAUAGUCCCACCCAGCUCCACACAGGUUGCCCCUUUGGGGCAUUUCGUCGAACACUUUGCGAGGGUCAAGUUUGGCUAAUCUAAUGGAGGAUUUCAGAGGUUGCAGGGGUCAAUUGACGACCCUUGCUCCUCUGUGGAUCCGCCCGUCCUGGCUACCUUGAUCCUGAGUAAGUAUUUCGCACUUUUAGUUUCCCAUGAUCAUCUUUGGUUAUACUUAAAUUAACAAGUCAGUGACAGUGAAGCAAACACAAAUGAAAUAAAACAGGGACAAAAAUUAGGAAAUAACAAGGAAAGUACCAAAAACACUUCAUACGACUUUUUAUUGCUCAGUGGUGGAAUAUAUUGCUCAUACGACUUUUUAGAAGUUGCACCAGUGACUAGCUAGCCUGCAAAGAAAGUACCAAAAACACCUCAUGACAUUAACUCUUGGCCAAAUAUGUUGCUGUCUACUAUUAAAUUUUUUCAUUUAGAUCUCACAUCAUCUGCCCCAAAGUAGAAUUAAAUAAUGUUAUACUUCACAGUUCACUUUCUAGAAUUACACGGUCAAAAUAUUGUACUCUAUAGAUUUGCUAAUAUUGUACAUAAAAUGAUAACUCUGCAUCUGGUUUCCCAAAGUAGAAUAAUAUUAUCGCAGAGAGAAUGAAGCCAUUCCUCUUUCCUCUGCUUGGUGGCUUUUCUUUUAUGCUCCUCCUAGUUCAUGCCCAGGAUGAUCAAACAGGCUUUAUUAGCAUAGACUGUGGCCUUGCAGAAAAUACCAGCUAUACAGAAAAGAUGACAGGAAUUAACUACAUUUCAGACGAAACCUUCAUAAGCACUGGUGAAAAUAACGUCGUAUUGCAAGAGUACAGAAAUAAGUAUCAAGAGCCCUACAUGUCUCUUAGGAGUUUCCCUGGAGGGAUCAGGAACUGCUACAAAAUCAAUGUCACAAAUGGCACCAAAUAUUUGAUCAGAUCAAGUUUCAAAUAUGGGAACUAUGAUAGGCAGAAUAUAUUGCCAGAAUUCGACUUGCAACUUGGAGCUAAUGUUUGGGAUUCGGUGAAGUUGGAGGAUGCAUCAACCAUUACAAACAAGGAGCUCAUACAUGUCCCUCUAAGAGACUAUAUACAUGUUUGUCUAGUGAACACCGGCUUGGGGAUUCCAUUUAUAUCGGCACUAGAACUGAGGCCUUUACCUAAUACAUCUUAUCAAACACAAACCGGGUCGUUGGCACUUCAAUGGCGGCUUGACACCGGUCACAUAGCAGCUAAUUUGACAGAAUACAGGUAUCCAGAUGAUGUUCAUGAUCGCUUCUGGUAUGGCUACUAUGACGACAAUUGGAAACGAGUAAUUACCUCGUCCACGAUUGACUCUGAUGUUCACGAUAGUUUCCAGCCCCCAUCUGUUGUCAUGAGCACAGCUGCCACACCAAAGAAUGGAACUGAUGCCUUGUACAUUUCCUGGAUGGAUUUUGAUAACAGUGCAGAAUAUUUUGUUUACAUGCACUUUGCAGAAUUUGAAAAGCUCCAACCCAACCAGUCUAGGCAGUUCAACAUUACUAUGAAUGGAGAGUCCCUUCAUGAGAAAGUUGUUCCUUAUUACUUGUCCUCCUCCACUAUUUACAGCACUAGAGCUUUGAGUACUGGAGGACAAUAUAAUCUUUCAAUCUUUAAGGCUAAGAACUCUACCCUUCCACCAAUCCUUAAUGCCAUCGAGGUGUACACCGUAAAAGAAUUCUUAGAAUCAAGAACAAACCAAGCAGAUGUUGAUGCAAUCACUAGCAUCAAGUCAACUUACAAAAUUGAGAAGAACUGGCAAGGAGAUCCAUGCUCCCCUCUAGUUAACUCAUGGGAAGGUAUAGACUGUAGCAAUGAGCACAGUAGAAUAGUAUCCUUGAACUUGUCCUCCAGCGGAUUAACAGGGGAGAUAGCUCCUUAUAUAUCCAAUCUCACCAUGAUACACAUUUUAGAUUUAUCAAACAACAAUUUAACUGGAUCAAUCCCAGACUUUUUGUCUCGACUGCGAAAGUUAACAGUCCUCAACUUGGCGAAAAACAAACUCACAGGUUUAGUUCCCGUAGGACUCAUUCAGAAGAGGAAGGAUGGUUUGCUAUCCCUACGUUUGUGUGAAAAUCCAAACCUAUCUGGACAAGUUUCGUGCAAAAAGAAGAAGCAGAGUAUCACUAUUGUCUUGGCAGUGUCAAUCCCUGGAAUUUUCAUCCUCUUAUCAACUGUAUCAGCUGUUUUAUGGGUGGGCUUUAAAAGGAAAAAACAACAUGCCCAUUGUGAUGAUCCUUUUGGUGUAGAGGUGAUGCAGAAUUCCAACCAAAACAGUUUAUUGGAGUCAGAGGGCCAACGCUUUACAUACCCAGAGAUUGUGGAGAUUACCAGUAAUUUUGCAUCAAUAAUUGGAAGAGGCGGAUUUGGAGAAGUCUACUUUGGCACUCUGCAAAAUCAGACUCAAGUUGCUGUCAAGUUACUGAUUUCAUCGUCAACACAAGGCUCAAAAGAAUUUGAAAAUGAGGUUAAACUGUUGAUGAGAGCUCAUCAUAGAAACUUGGUUUCUCUGGUUGGGUGCUGUGAUGAAGGGGAGACUAUGGCACUUGUUUAUAAUUUCGUUGCUAAUGGAAAUUUGCAACAGCGUUUAUCAGCUGAUUUAACUUUACACGUUUUGACUUGGAAGGAGAGACUUCAAAUUGCAGUUGAUGCAGCACGAGGACUGGAUUAUCUACACAAUGGCUGCAAGCCAUCAAUAGUACAUAGAGAUCUAAAGACUUCAAAUAUCUUGCUAAAUGAAAAUCUUCACGCCAUGAUAGCCGAUUUUGGUCUUUCUAAAGUUCUUGCAACUGAAAGUGCCACUCAUGUAUCAACUGACCCUAAAGGAACAUUUGGGUACCUUGAUCCUCAAUAUUACAACACAGGAAAGCUGAACAAAAAGAGUGAUAUAUACAGCUUUGGGAUUGUGUUGCUAGAGCUAAUAACUGGUAGAGCAGCAAUAAUAAGAGAUGUAGAAACUGAACCUAUUCACAUAUGUCGAUGGGUGAGUCCAAAUUUUGAGACUAUGGAAAUUGAAAGUAUCGUGGAUUCAAGAAUACAAGGGACCUACAACACCUCUUCUGCUUGGAAAGCUCUACAAAUUGCCAUGGCAUGUGUGUCUUUAAAAGCAAUCCGAAGGCCUGAUAUAAUUUUUAUUUAUAAGGACUUGAUGGAAUGUUUGGAAAUUGAGAUGUCCUCUGGAAGAACACAAAUUGUAGGGAACGAUGAUACAAGUUCAAGCAGCUCAAUUAGAAUGGCCUCCCAAAUUGAGUCAGAAACGAGUUCAAGCAGCCCAGUUAUCAUCUCUAUAUAGACUGCUAUCAUGUAAGGAAAAUUACCAAACUAAAUAUAAGUAUGAUGUUCGCCAAUGAGGUCUAGCCCAGUGGAAAGGGUCUUGACUUGCAGACUAAUGGUCUCAAGUUUGAACUUCACGACAUCUUAGUAGUAUUUCAAAAAAACACCCUCCUCUUCCUAACUUUAGCGAAAUAUAUAUGAGUAUUAUGUUUAUCAUGACCAAUGACCGCGAGAUCAUCAUCAGCCACCAAAGCUGUUCUAGACUGCGAGUAUUGGUUUAAGGUCUUAGCCUCACACUUGCACAUUGUUAUUUUCACAUGAAUUUGGCCUCUUGUUUUAGUUCUGUUCUAUUAUUGGUGUAAGGUCACUCCAAGUUUGUAAUUUCAAC
Molecule: messenger RNA, 4056 nt
Organism: Prunus persica (peach)
Lineage: Eukaryota; Viridiplantae; Streptophyta; Magnoliopsida; Rosales; Rosaceae
Product: probable LRR receptor-like serine/threonine-protein kinase At1g05700
Exons: 12
Coding region: 1003-3687 (894 amino acids)
Biological process (GO): protein phosphorylation
Molecular function (GO): protein kinase activity; protein binding; ATP binding
Source: RefSeq, a predicted model, not a curated record